AUGACGGUAUCAUCUCGACGUGCAGUCACCCUCGGUACACUUCUAGCCGCUGGGACAGCCCUGCUUCUCCUCCAUCUCGCUUACCGGUCUCCUGGCGGACUAUCGUUCCUCCCAUCCGCCCAAAGCCCAGGCGUCGCUCCCGAUGAUCUGGCGGCGAGCGACGUCGAUGUCAAGCGACGGGUGGCUCGUAUGAGAAAGGUGUGCGCUGCACAGAACACAUUCACGAGAGAAUAUGGGCGGGCAAAUCUGCGUCUGAGCAGAGGGUAUGAAGGGUCCCACUUCAAGGUCCAGCAGCUACUACUCAAAGCCAUGAGAGGAGAGACUCUCAACAUCGGCGCUUUAGGCGGGAGCAGCCACCACGUUUGGGACAACGAAGUCUGGUUCUGGAAGUUUUAUGAAUGGCUUCGGGAGUUUGUCGGCGAGGAUGUCGAGGUCAUACAUACGAACGGCGCAGCGCCAGCGGUCGGCUCAGACUACUUUUCCUUUUGCUUUCCACUGCACAUCUCCCGCGAGUCCGACUUGGUUCUCGUUGAACUAGGCGUCAACGAUGAAGCAAUCCCCGAGCACGUCGAGAAUAUGGAGAAUCUCCUUCGGGGACUGCUAGAGAUGGACCGGCAGCCGGCAGUCAUGCUCGUCGAGGCCUUGGCGUUCAGUAACGGCGGAAUGGGCGGUGGUGGGGGUAGGAUGCAUCUGCCCGUGGCCCAGUUUUACGAUGUGGCUGUGAUAAAUCAAAGACACCCCCUCGCCAAUCAUUUCGGCCGGUAUCCCGAGCUCAUCCGGCCAUACUUUGCCCAAGACUACUGGGGAACACCAGACACUCGCCACAUCAACUCUCGCGGACAUCGAGACCUCGGUAUGCUCGUUGCGGCCUUCAUCCAGGACGUUGCAUGCGACAUGCUGUCUGAUCCCAACUUUAGCGUGCCAAGCAAGCCAGCCCGCCACUCCAUUCACUCUCCCCUCAUGGCACCGCACGCCAUCCCCGAUCCGGAAACGCCAGAUGCCGACCAGUCUUCAGCGUCAGAGCAGGAUGCCCGACUGCGCCCGUUACAAGCCAGCUGGGCGGAACGAUCUCGCUCUUGGCGUCUAGACCCUUCAGACCGCAACCCCGCUGGUCAGCUCAUGCCCGGCGUCUUCAACAGUCCCUAUGAGUUCGGUAUUCUGCCCCGCCAAAAAGUUCUUGACGGGUGGAAUCCCUCCCUUGACAAUGUCGUACCACCUUUCCAUCCCGUCUGCCUCUCCACCCGGACCACCGACCCCGCCUACAACCUCACCCCCACCUCAACAGAGGGCUGGACACAUUGGGUCCAUCCCGACUUUACCGACAAACCCUAUCUCGUCGCGCGCGAGCCCGGGAGCUGGGCAAAAUUUGAACUCGAAACAGGUCUCGGGGUGGUCAAGGUGUACGCACUCAAAUCCAAGACAUUUGGUCUGGGGAAUAUCGAGUGCUGGGUGGACAAUGAGAGGGAUAGAAGCGUUGAAGUGGAGGGGUGGUGGGAUAAUGGCGAUGCAGAAGGCCUUCCGGUUGGACGUCAUGUCCUCACUUGCGAGCUGCUCAAAAAGACAUCCGAUCCCGGCGGCGGUACAGAGUUUAGGUUGAUCGGGGUAAUGAGUUUGUAG
Molecule: messenger RNA, 1617 nt
Organism: Dioszegia hungarica
Lineage: Eukaryota; Fungi; Basidiomycota; Tremellomycetes; Tremellales; Bulleribasidiaceae
Exons: 9
Coding region: 1-1617 (538 amino acids)
Source: RefSeq, a predicted model, not a curated record